AUGAACAUUGUAACGUCGUACUUUAUGGUGAAGCGGCUGUCAGGUAGCGUGUUUAUUGGCGAGGCUUCACUGCGACACCGUGUUGCACGGCAGGCAGAGUAUAUGGACUGCCUUCGACGCAACGCGGCACACGCGGAGGUGGCGGCGCUGCACAUUCUCGUCCAGGGAGCCGAUGCGUACCGCCACUUUCGUGCGCAUGUCCUGGAGGACGAAGGAUUUUUCCCGUCCAAAGAAAUGCGGCGCAAAAUUAUACCGGUGCUGCGAGACGAGGUGCAGCCGACCUACGCGGAUUUGUUUCAGCAUGCCAACCAGCUGCUGCGAGGGGAGCUGACGAUGAUCUGCAAUGCAGAUGUUUACCUCCCACAGGCAGGGGCGUCUGUGCAGGAGCUGCGGAAGUUGUUCGAUGGCAAUCCGGAUCGCCAUGUCGCAGUGGCGUUGACGCGGUACGAAAGCGAGCACCGCGGUGACGCUCCCCUUAUUGAGGACUACAGAGGAUCACACGACGCCUUUAUCAUUCGCCCACCCACAGAGGCGGCGUUUAUAGAGGGCGUGCGACACCCGCAAAACUGCUACAAGGCAGAGAAUAUCGUCUUAUACGAGCUGCAGCGCCACGGCUACGUUGUGGUGAACCCGUGCCGUAGUUUCAUGAUCGUUCAUCGCCACGCGGCAGACCUGCGCCAGUGGCUGCCAGCUGUGGACGAGGAGAGGUACGCGCGGGCACCACCUUGCACCAUGGCGGAGGCGCUUGACUUGAUAGGGCAAAGAGACUGCUAA
This is a messenger RNA of Trypanosoma rangeli, 774 nucleotides long. RefSeq lists its product as uncharacterized. The record is from RefSeq and is a predicted model, not a curated record. The transcript has a single exon. The coding region runs from base 1 to 774 and encodes 257 amino acids. NCBI's taxonomy places the organism in Eukaryota, Euglenozoa, Kinetoplastea, Trypanosomatida, Trypanosomatidae.